This is a messenger RNA of Peromyscus maniculatus bairdii (prairie deer mouse), 2112 nucleotides long. The record is from RefSeq and is a predicted model, not a curated record. NCBI's taxonomy places the organism in Eukaryota, Metazoa, Chordata, Mammalia, Rodentia, Cricetidae.
CCUCUAAAAGAUUCACCUCUCAAGUGACCCAGAAGCUAUCAAAACGGCUCUUCCAAGGCCUCGGGGAAUAUCCCCACCGCCCCAGUAACCUUAGCAGCUUUUCUCUUGUUAGUCCAGUAACCGUACUUUUCAGUCUUGGCCCCACUGUAAGCUUGCUGUGUGACCUUGACCAAGUGGCUUUGCCUCUCUGGGCCUGUUCAGUCCGUUUUCGUGUAAGCUAGGGUUUCCCUACUUUGGGGGUGUUUAUAAAGAUUACGUGGUAAUUAGUUUUAAUAACAGCUAACCCAGCUGCAGCCUGUGGCUCAGAACUUGAGGUCUAGGUUUGUUCUUUCAACAAGUCAGGUUGGUCGGACGCCCAAUGUAUAGAUGAUGAAUGCAAGCCUGGUGUUGCUGAGACGAAUGAGGGAUCCCAGCUGUAGGGAAUUGGAGCUGAGGGAAUUGAAGGGGCUGCCUGGAUGGGGUUGUCACCGUAGCGCUUGGCCAUCUGUCCCCUAGGGUUAGUUCCUGAUCCCCCAGCAGCAUGGCGUCCUGGGCCGAGCCCUCUGAGCCCGCUGCCCGGCCGCCUGCGGGGGUCCCACCACUGGAGGACUUUGAGGUGCUUGAUGGGGUAGAAGAUGCAGAGGGGGAGGAGGAGGAAGAAGAGGAAGAGGAGGAAGAUGACCUGAGUGGGCUGCCACCACUGGAGGAUAUGGGGCAGCUGACAGUGGAGGAGGCUGAGCAGCCAGGAGCCCUGGCUCGGGAGUUCCUGGCCGCCACCGAACCUGAGCCAGCCCCAGCCCCAGCCCCCGAAGAGUGGCUGGACAUCCUGGGGAAUGGAUUGCUGCGGAAGAAGACGCUGGUCCCCGGCCCGCCAGGCUCUGGCCGCCCCCUCAAGGGCCAGGUGGUGACCGUGCACCUGCACGUGUCCCUGGAGAACGGCACCCGCGUACAGGAAGAGCCUGAACUGGCCUUCACGCUGGGAGACUGCGAUGUCAUCCAGGCCCUGGACCUCAGUGUCCCGCUCAUGGAUGUGGGCGAGACAGCCAUGGUCACCGCUGACUCCAAGUACUGCUACGGUCCCCAAGGCAGCAGGAGCCCGUACAUCCCCCCCCACGCAGCCCUGUGCCUGGAAGUCACCCUGAAGACGGCAGAGGAUGGACCCGACCUGGAGAUGCUGAGUGGGCAGGAGCGUGUGGCUCUGGCCAACCGCAAGCGGGAGUGUGGCAAUGCCCACUACCAGCGUGCUGACUUUGUGCUGGCUGCCAACUCCUAUGACCUGGCCAUCAAGGCCAUCACCUCCAGCGCCAAAGUGGACAUGACCUGUGAGGAAGAGGAGCAGCUGCUGCAGCUGAAGGUCAAGUGUCUGAACAACCUUGCGGCGUCGCAGCUGAAGCUGGACCACUACCGCGCAGCGCUGCGCUCCUGCAGCCAGGUGCUGGAGCACCAGCCGGACAACAUCAAGGCGCUGUUCCGUAAAGGCAAGGUGCUGGCUCAGCAAGGCGAAUAUAGCGAGGCCAUCCCCAUCCUGAGGGCUGCCCUGAAGCUGGAGCCUUCCAACAAGACGAUCCACGCGGAGCUCUCAAAGCUGGUAAAGAAGCGUGCUGCACAGAGGAGCACAGAGACUGCCCUGUACCGAAAGAUGCUGGGCAACCCCAGCCGGCUGCCUGCCAAGUGUCCGGGCAAGGGGGCCUGGUCCAUCCCAUGGAAGUGGCUGUUUGGGGCGACUGCUGUGGCCUUGGGGGGCGUGGCUCUCUCUGUGGUCAUUGCUGCCAGGAACUGACUGCCUUCUGCGCACCUGGACCCCGACCUGAGCUCCCCAACUCCCCCAGGCUCCCUGUCCACUGCCCUCCCUGGCCAAACCGCCUCCUCUGGGUUGGGGGGCAAGGUUGAGGGUCACGCACCCCAACAAGCAGGAAGGACUAAGGCCCUGAAGGGGGUGUGGGGUGCAGCCCAGAGGGAGGGGCCCUGGUCCUCCAGACCCAGUUGUCUGUCCCACAGCCCUGCCCUGGGGGGGUCAGGCCUGGGUUUCCCCCUCUUAGCAGGCCUGGGGCGGCCCUUACUACUAGUCCUGCCCAUCUGCCCUCCUGUCCAGGCCCCACCCCCACAGUGAAUGAAAUAAAGCCUCACCCCGCA